AUGCUGGAGGUGAUCGGCCAUGUUGGAGGAGAGGUUUCCAUCGACUGCACUGGUAGCUGGACCACAGACAACACUGAACACUACAACAUGUACUUCUGCAAAGGAGUGUGCUCCAGAGAAAACACUCUCAUUGAGACUGAGAGGAGGCCGCUGGCCAUCGCACGGCGAGGGAGAUACAGCAUGGAGGUCAGGGGAGGAGAUGGAGCUUUCAAUGUGACCAUAACGAGGCUGAAGAGGACGGACGCAGGGAGAUAUCACUGUGGCGUGGGGAAAACCUUUACCGUGUUGUUUCAGGAGGUCAAUCUCAUAGUCUUAAAUGCUUCCACUGUUCCUCCUGGAUCCCCUCCCUCCACCACCACCACCACCCUGCAGACCGAAGCAGAAACUCUGCCCCAAGGCAGCUUGCCAUCCAGGACUAUACCGUCACUAACGACCCUGCCUGCUGCAGAGGAGAAAACCAACCAGCGUGCAGCAACCAAACUCAGAGAUACCACAGUGGUCAUCAUUGUUUCCGUGAGCCUGGCUCUUCUGGUUUGUGCCGUCAUACCUCUCAUAUUCUACAAACACUGCCGCAGCGACCCGGAAGGUCAGAACAGACCUGAGGGUGAGGCUGAUUGCUGUGAGGAAAAUGCAGGUGUUGCCUCCACUCAGACUGCAGUGAAGCUGCAGUCUUUAGCUCCAGAUGAAGGUCCAGAGUCUAGUGCUCAGGAUGACUCUAUGUAUGCUUCCACCUACCAGGCACUCGAUCCCAAAUGCCUGGACUGA
This is a messenger RNA of Chelmon rostratus (copperband butterflyfish), 765 nucleotides long. RefSeq names its product CMRF35-like molecule 5. The transcript is spliced from 5 exons. Bases 1 to 765 code for a protein of 254 amino acids. NCBI's taxonomy places the organism in Eukaryota, Metazoa, Chordata, Actinopteri, Chaetodontiformes, Chaetodontidae. The record is from RefSeq and is a predicted model, not a curated record.